This is a messenger RNA of Pan troglodytes (chimpanzee), 19875 nucleotides long. Its product is annotated as NUT family member 2A. The record is from RefSeq and is a predicted model, not a curated record. Lineage: Eukaryota; Metazoa; Chordata; Mammalia; Primates; Hominidae.
GAAUAAAUCCAUGAAUGACUAAACAAAAUUUAUUCCUACAUCAUUUUCAAUAUCCUUAAAUUAUGCUUACAUCCUUAAAUCGGUUGCCGCAUUCUGAAAGCACAGAGUCUGUAACUCAUAAAAAACACCUGUCGGCUGGGCACCGUGGCUCACGCCUGUAAUCCCAGCACUUUGGGAGGCCGAGGUGGGCGUAUCACCUAAGGUCGGGAGUUUGCGACCAGCCUGACCACCAUGGAGAAACCCCGUCUCUAAUAAAAACACAAAAAAUUAGCCGGGCGCGGUGGUGCAUGCCUGUAAUCCCAGCUACUUGGGAGGCUGAGGUAGGAGAAUCACUUGAACUUGGGAGGCGGAGGUUGCGGUGAGCCAAGAUCGUGCCAGCCUGGGCAACAAUAGCAAAACUCCGUAUCACAAAACAAACAAACAAACAAACAAAAAACCACUAAAUAAUUCAUUUAGUAUGGGAGAGUGUGAGGAAGCAGAAAAUUAAAAAAAAAAAAAAUAGACCAGCAAUAAUGUCACUUUUUCAUGAAUUUGUUAGUUCUUUCUGAGCUCCACUUAGUUACUUUCCCAUUCUUCCCUGCACACCGUCAACACAUAAGGACUCAAAUUAAGAUGAUGUAUAUGUUUACACUCCAACAUUUUUUUUUUUUUUUUUUUGUGAGCAUGGGGCCGUAUUUUAAUACAAGAAAGACAUUGCUCUAGAACAUGGCUCGCCUUUGCUUCAGGGCCUAGCAGUUUAUUUUAGCCAUAAGGGUAAGGGAGCAGGUCAGAAAUGACUUUUAGUGUAAUCCUAUCUGUAAUUAAAAAUAGAAAUGCUGUCAUAAGAUCAAAUGUUAUCAAAAAUCAGUAUUUAAAAUUAAAUUUACGCCCAAAUUUCUUUCAAAAAAAAUUUGUAAUGUUCUUUUUCAGUGAAGCCUUUGCACUGCUAGAGCUGAACAAUGUGAUCAAUCGGCUUGUUGAAUAAUCCUGCACAGUAGGUAUUCCGCUGAAGCCAACUAGCUGGGGGCUCGAGAGCGAAAGACACAGAUGGGGCCCUGCCGCCCCUCGAAGAGUCGGAUGGGCGCGCCCGUCCCCGGUGCAUCAAGAGGCUGGCCCGGCCAGGGGCGAGCGGCUGGCACCGAACCCCGCGCACCUCGCCGCGGGCGGGGCUGGGCCGUAGUCGGCUCGAUUUAAGGCUGGUAUCCAAGGCUGCGGCCGGUCAGGCGAGGCGAGGCGAGGCGACGUGAGCGAGGGUGCUUAGGGAGAACAGUCGCUGGCAGCUCAAUGCUGGGUGGCUAACGCUCGACGGUGCCCGGCAGCAACCCGGCCGACAACCCGACCCGGAUCCCGAGCUGCGUCGCGGACAAUGCCGCGGGCCCGUCCCUGACUACGACUCCCGACGGGCUCUGCGACUGCGCCGGCCAGUUUGACAGCCGGGCGCCCUACUCGGCUAGCUCUGCUCCCAGCCAGGGACGCUGGCCUUCUCGCGGCUUUCCCCCGAUGUCUCUCUUUAUUCCAGCUGCCUGAAACUCGGUCCCACGAAUGGCAGGCAGCGUCCAAAAUUCAACCCCGUAAAGCCAGCACCAGCCAAUAAAGCGCACGGAUGGAGGCCACGUGACAGCAGUGGGCCGGCCCUCCGGCUGAGCCCUGAUCUCUAUGGUUUCCGCGGCUCGCUAGAAGGAGUGUGGUCCACUGGAGGACUCCCUACAUUCUUCCUCCAUUACCUCACUGCCUCCGGUGGCUGCUGGGAUACCGGAGGACUCGGGUCCCGGCUCGACUCAGUCUUCCAGCCGCCCGGGGAACACCUCUAGUUCUUCCCGGCCGCCGCCGCCUCCGCCCCGCCGCCUCCGCCCCGCCGCUUCCGCCUCCGCCCCGCCGCUUCCGCCGCCGCCCCGCCGCUUCCGCCUCCGCCCCGCCGCUUCCUCCUCCGCCUGCCGGCCUCCUUCGCCCCGCCCCGUCCGCGCAGCGCGUCCGGCCCGCCCGCAGGCCAGCUUCUCUCGGGAGCCCCCACCCAGGCGCAUGGCUCCAUGAAGCAAGAGGAGGAGGCAGAGCGCGAGAGGUCCCGUCCGCCCCAGCCGCGUCUGGGCCAGGAGAAAAGGAAGCAGGCUCGCUCGCUGUAAUGUUUGGUGGUCUCCGGCGCCGCCUGGCGGCCCCCACCCACCGUCCCGCCGCCCCCUCCCCCGCCCGGCGUCUGGAUUGCACCCCCGCGGCUCGGCCCAAGCUGCUCUACCCGUCGCUCCAUCGUCUCCCCAACUCCCCAGCGCCCCGGACCCUCUUUCCUCAUACCCUCGUUUCUCACCUUUCACCCUGUCCCUCGGCCCGCUUUUCCCGUCCCCGCUCUGUCCUGUCGUUUUCUUAACACUCUUCACACGCGCACUUCCUCCUCCUCCUCCUCUUCUCUUUUUCCCACCCCUACCCUUGGGCCCUCCUUCCUUAACCUCCGCUGGCCCCCCAUUCCAUGAUCCGUCCACCUGACACGCUGGGUUUCAUGCCUCUCUUUCCCAGGCUGUGGGUUGUGCCCUUCACUCCUUGCCCUCCUCCAUUCCCUGUCCUGAUCUGAACUCCUCUCCUUGCCACGCUCCCUCACCCUUAUCCCUCUGCACACUCCGAAAUUUUUAAAGAAAAAGGAGAGAGAGAAAAAAAAGGAAAAGAAAAGAAACCCAAAAGGGAAAAUAUAGCUAAGGUGAACUGGCUCGGAUUCAUCAGAUUCUCUACUUGCGUCAUUUGCAAUGGAAAGACCCUCCCACAAGCAAAACCAUAUUCCUGCUGCUGUCAGUUAUGAUGCACUGAGAAAACUUCAGAGACCUAAACUUUUUCCAGAGAAGAGAAGCUUUACUGGUGUUCCAGCCCUAAGCAACCAUCUUUCCUGUGAAAAAUUCCCUCUCCUAGUACUUUAGUUCUGUGGAUCCAAAAUUUAUAGCAUUCUUCUACCACCACAGGGGCUAUAUGACAUUGACAGACAAGACACUUUUCAGAAAGACAGCUGCUCCUAUCAGUGACAAAUCAGCGUAUUAGAACAUGCAUGCUGGCUGAUCAUUCUGAUCAAGUCAACAAGCUUCACAACUUACUCAAUGAGGUCGUCCGUGAGAACUUCACUGUUUUACGAGGACAGGAGCUACUUCUUUGCUGAACUGCGUCACGGUUUCAACUGCUGAGGUUUUCUUCAAGCUUUUGUAUUGUUUGGAAUGUGAAAGGCACGGCCGAGACACACUUUGAGGUUCCCACUGCAUUGUUACACCUCCCCCCUCACUUCAGGGCCAGGUAACACCAAGAAGGACGCCAUGAGAGCGAAGGCCGUUGGGUAACCACCUUUUGCUCUCGCGCUGCGCGUCUCCCUGCCAUGAACCGCUGCAACCGGCGCUGGGAGCGGUUGAGGGCGGCGGCCAGCCUCGCGCUGGAAGCGGUUGAGGGCGGCGGCCGGCCUCGCGCUGGAACCUCGCCCACCUCAAGGCUCGUGCGGAAGCGCAUGGGGCAGGCCAGGAGCCCGCCCUAGGAGGGCCCCGCUGGAGAUGUGGAAAUGGAGGGACGCGGCACCUGGGCGCUUCCUGGGGCCAGACAACACCCCCUCAUUGGAACCUCCAUGACCGUGCCUCUGAGAAACCAGCGCGUCCGCAACGAUCACUCCUAAUUUUCGGAUUCCUAUCGUCUGUCUCCACGUGAUAACACUGAAGAGCCUUCACGUUGAUGCAGGCCCAGGGCCUCAAGUGCAGAGACUGAGAGCUCUGCAGGACACAGCAUGGAGCCGCCAUUCCUCUACUGGGUGGAAGAGCAUGUGUCCUCUGAACAGGGGAUCCAAGCCCUGAGAUGUUCUUUCUCAGGUGUCAGUGUGGCCCAGGACUUUCUGUGGGGAUGCUCAGACAGCAGGGGCCGGAGGACUUUUAGCCACCACCUCCCAUGGCCAGUCUUCACAAAUUACCUUUGGCUAAUUUGACUGUCUCUCCUCCUGGGGUCUAGGACUUCAAACAUGUACAGAAGCGAUUGCAGAAUUAAGACAAGACACUUCCACAAUAUAUUUUUUGUAUCACUGGCUCAGAAAAAGACUCAUUCAAAUCCUGUAUCAAAGCCACGUGUGAGAAUCUUGAGAAAGCAUCAGCUGACUGACUUGACAAGGGAGGAAGCAACCAAAAAUUCUGCGCUUCUUCAGUAUCCGAGUACGAUAUUUUGCUUCAACAUCCCUCUUAGAUGAAGUUAUUGAUUGAAAAUCAUUUAAGUUUGCCCCAUGGUAAAAGAUCAAGUCCUCAGAAAGAUCUCCAAAGCGUUUACGGUUUGUUUUGUUUUGGUAAGUUUACCAUGAUUUUGCUUAAACUGCUCUCCGUUGAUCUUCUCAGCUAAGAUGGAGGUAGAGUUGCACAGUGGAAGAGGGCUGCAUGUAAGAAGGCAGUUCUGUCUCAGAGGACAAAAGGCCUGGGAGCACCCAGACAGACAGUCACUGCAUGGAGGUCACUCCCCUCCCAGUGGCCACUGUGGAGACAUUUCACAGAAAUGCUUGCUGGACCAUUCAGGUUCAGAGUUGGGACAAAACCGAGAACUCAUGGGGAUAUUGGACAGCAGUUAGGAAAUGACCUUCUCACACAACUGGGGCAGUGGGGGAGAACCCUGGGCUUGAGACUUGCAAUCCACCACUUGCCCCUGCCCCUGCCCCUGCCCCUGCAGUGUGGCCGCUGUUACAUUUUCCUGCAACUCUGCCUUCUUGAGUCCAAAUGUCUUCGAAAGGGGCAGAUGCUUCGUAAGUGCCGACAGGGUGUGUUUCAGUGAAUGUUUGCAGUGUGCACCGGUCUGGCUGAAGGCCUCUUCCCUUCCCCAACACCCUCCCAUCGUGCAAAAUUACCCUGCCCAGCAGGGAGUGACUUGUGUGUCUCAGAAGAUUUUGUUGCUGUGCUCUGAGUUCUCACUCCUCAUCUCCUUUGACCAGUUUAUUCUAAUACUCCCCUUGUUCACAACACAGAACAUGAGUGCUCUUUCCUGUCAUUUUGACACUAAUAAACAGACAGUGAUUCUCAGUGUGGAAAUGAGAAUGAAGUUUUUUUUAAAGACAGGCUACAAUAAUUCCCAUGCAGAGAACCACAUGCGAUGACACUGGAUUCCAAACAGCAAGAACGUAUGGUGAAGAUGAGGCCAACAGUGAGCUGAGAGAGGCCAGCCAGGGUGUGUUUCAGUGAAGAUGAGAAACAAUCAGAUAACACCUGUUUCCUCCAGGAAAGAAAAUGUGGCCAGGGAAAAGAGAUGGGAGGAAGGCUGGUCAUUGCCUCUUCCACUGUGCACAGUUUGAAUUUGGAGCCAAGAAAAGUAUUGCUUGGUUAAAUUAAAAUCAUUCAAAAGAUAAAACAUAAACAUUUAACACCAGCGCAAUAUGCUGGGAAACAAAAUGAAAGGCUUUCUGGUCUCGGUGCUGUAGGUCACAUAGCCACUCUUUCCUGGAUUGAGGCUUUCCAGCAAAGGGGCUGGGACGUAAGGCUGGCCUGCUGGUGUGGACAGAGAUUCCAGCAACAUGCAUGACCUGGGGGUACAAGGAUUGCUUCCUAAACAAUGAUAAGCACACAGCCACCUAAUAGUCUGGAUCGGCUGAGACCAUCCUGAUUUCAAACACCCAGUCCCCUUGCCUUCCUAAGAAUCCCUGUGUUUCUCAGACUGAAAAUGUGUUUUGAAUUUUGUUCACGAAGUGAGGCUGCUGUUGAAAUUCGUCAAGACUGGGAAAGAGCCAAAGUGGGAAGGAGCAUGGGUUGAUUGGCACAAAAGUAGGUCUGCUGAUAAAGAAUGGAAGUAAAGGGGCCAUCAGGUAGAAGCUUUUGCUGUGAGUCAGAAGGACAAUUUAAAAGUUGCCUAAAGAGGCACACGCCAUCUCUGCUGCUGCCUUCCAGUUGGAAGGGAAACUCAGGUUCUUGCCUAAUGGCCGAAGCCCUUCACAGAAUGUCCCCCACCCCUAACAGCUGCCCACUGCCCCUCCCCCUCUGCAGAAUGUCUGGGGUCCUAUGUUCCAGAAACCUGUUUACUUUCACUUCCCUGUGUCAGUUGGACUCAGGAGCGUCUGGUGAGCCAGGUCACUCUCUGGGUCUUACCCUUGGCUUUUCUCAUUGCGGAAACUGCCAGACAGCGGUGGUCAGUGCCCAGCCUGAGGGGAUGGCUUCCAAUGGAGCAUACCCAGUGCUGGGACCGGGCGUGACCGUGAACCCUGGCACCUCCCUGUCUGUGUUCACGGCUCUGCCCUUCACCACACCCGCUCCCGGCCCAGCACACAGGCCGCUCCUUGUGACUGCAGGGGUUCCUCCAGGCGGCCCUCUGGUGCUGUCUACCUUCCCCAGCACACCUCUGGUGACAGAACAGGAUGGCUGCGGCCCGAGUGGGGCCGGGGCUUCCAACGUCUUUGUCCAGAUGAGGACAGAGGUGGGGCCUGUGAAGGCCGCUCAGGCGCAGACCUUGGUCCUAACUCAGGCCCCCCUCGUCUGGCAGGCUCCGGGCGCCCUCUGCGGAGGUGUUGUGUGUCCACCUCCCCUACUCCUGGCAGCUGCUCCUGUGGUGCCUGUUAUGGCUGCCCAGGUGGUUGGGGGCACCCAGGCCUGUGAGGGAGGCUGGUCCCAGGGCCUUCCUCUUCCACCACCACCACCACCGGCUGCCCAGUUGCCCCCCAUUGUGUCCCAAGGGAAUGCUGGGCCAUGGCCACAAGGGGCUCAUGGAGAGGGCAGCCUGGCUUCCUCCCAGGCCAAGGCCCCGCCAGAUGACUCCUGUAACCCCAGGAGUGUCUAUGAGAACUUCCGACUCUGGCAGCACUACAAGCCCCUGGCCCGGAGGCACCUUCCCCAGAGUCCUGACACCGAAGCGCUUUCGUGCUUCCUCAUCCCAGUUCUCCGAUCCCUGGCCCGGCGGAAGCCCACCAUGACCCUGGAGGAGGGACUGUGGCGGGCCAUGAGGGAAUGGCAGCACACGAGCAACUCUGACCGGAUGAUCUUCUACGAGAUGGCGGAAAAGUUCCUGGAGUUUGAGGCUGAGGAGGAGAUGCAGAUUCAGAAAUCGCAAUGGAUGAAGGGGCCCCAGUGCCUGCCUCCUCCAGCCACACCGAGGCUUGAACCUCGAGGACCCCCGGCCCCUGAGGUGGUCAAGCAACCAGUGUACCUUCCCAGCAAGGCCGGCCCCAAGGCCCCGACUGCCUGCCUGCCACCACCCAGGCCCCAGAGGCCAGAGACCAAGGCCCGCCUGCCACCACCCCGGCCCCACCGGCGAGCAGAGACCAAGGCCCGCCUGCCACCACCCAGGCCCCAGAGACCAGCAGAGACCAAGGUCCCUGAGGAGAUCCCCCCAGAAGUGGUGCAGGAGUAUGUGGACAUCAUGGAGGAGCUGCUGGGGCCUUCCCUCGGGGCCACGGGGGAGCCCGAGAAACAACGGGAAGAGGGCGAAGUGAAGCAGCCACAGGAAGAGGACUGGACGCCCCCAGACCCGGGCCUCCUGAGCUACAUUGACAAGCUGUGUUCCCAGAAAGACUUCGUCACCAAGGUGGAGGCCGUCAUUCAUCCCCGAUUCCUGGAAGAAUUGCUUUCCCCAGAUCCACAGAUGGAUUUCUUGGCCCUAAGCCAGGACCUGGAGCAGGAGGAAGGACUCACCCUUGCCCAGCUAGUGGAGAAGCGCCUCCUACCCUUGAAGGAGAAACAGCAUGCGAGGGCAGCCCCUAGUCAUGGCACGGCCCGGUUGGACUCAAGUUCUUCUAAGUUUGCAGCUGGCCAAGGAGCAGAGAGAGACGUCCCUGACCCCCAACAAGGGGUUGGCAUGGAAACCUGCCCACUCCAGACGACUGCCCGGGACUCUCAGGGACGAGGCAGAGCACACACUGGCAUGGCCAGGUCCAAAGACUCUGUUGUGCUUUUGGGAUGUCAGGAUUCCCCUGGGCUGAGGGCUGCCCGGCCAACCUCUCCUCCCCAGGACCACAGACCCACCUGCCCUGGCGUGGGUACCAAGGAUGCCUUGGAUCUCCCUGGAGGGUCUCCUGUCAGGGAGUCACAUGGGCUGGCUCAGGGGUCAAGUGAGGAGGAGGAACUCCCCAGCCUGGCCUUCCUCUUGGGUUCCCAGCACAAGCUUCUGCCCUGGUGGCUACCCCAGAGCCCUGUCCCUGCCUCGGGCCUUCUCAGCCCAGAAAAGUGGGGACCCCAGGGAACUCAUCAGUCCCCAUCUGCUGAGAGAAGAGGCCUCAACCUAGCACCUUCUCCUGCCAACACGGCCAAGAAGCGACCUCUCUUUGGAAGCCUGUCCCCUGCUGAAAAGACACCCCACCCAGGGCCUGGGCUCAGCGUCUCUGGGGAGCAAUCCCUGACUUGGGGGCUCGGUGGCCCCUCACAGUCUCAAAAGAGAAAGGGUGACCCCUUGGUCUCCAGGAAGGAGAAGAAGCAGCAUUGUAGCCAGUAGGGGCUUCUGAGCAGGCUCUCUGGGGCCGAUCCCCAAGGAUGGGGCUCUGGCAUCCGAUGCCCCAAAGCGGUCAAAAGCUUCUUCUCCCCCAGUGCUGAUCUUGCUGGGCCUUAGCUUUGGAGGGGAGGGGAGGGAGGGGAGGGAGAGGGUGGCUGAAUGGGGAGGGCAGGAAGGGAGGGUCUGGGGGGAAGGGGCUGGGGAGUGGGGGUGGGAAGCAGUGCGUUGGGGGCCUCGUGUGUAAGUGUGAAUAAAUGUAGUUGUCUUGGAAAAUGCUCUUGGGGCUGCUGCCUCUGUCCUCGGUGCUGUGCUGCUCCGUGGAGGGUGUCUGUGAGGGAGGGCAGAGGAACUGGCAGAUGCCAGGCUCUGGGAACCCACAGGGGCCGGCCCCACUCUUUCCUCCUGACGUAGGGAGCCCCUUCAGAUGCUCCAGGGACUGACAGAUGCUGAGGAAGCCCUGAUCCCUCCCACCACCCACUCACAAGGCCCUGCCUGCUUUAGGGAGGCUUCUUGAGGCCCCCCAUCGUUAUCAGCAUCCCUGGAAAAUCCUGGGAUUGGAGAGAGCUGGCUGGCUCUUGUUCUGCUCGGUGGGAGCUGAGGAGAAGGCAGCCGCCUGCAACAUGGACAUGGGGAGAGGAGGCUGCUCCUGCUUAACCCUCAUCAGGAAGAGCGCGGGCACUGGGCUGAGGGGAGACGUUGAGGUGACCAUCCACACAGGUGUGUUUGGGAUACGAUGAUGGGUGGGGAGCAGGGGAAGUCCUUCUGCCUGUUUCUGGGCAGGAGAGAGUCUUGUCCAACUAGCUAAAGCAGAUGCUCCUUGCUGUGGCCACAGGGACUGGCCUCGGGGCCCUCAAGGUCCUGCAUGGAGCCCCCCACAGCUAUGAUUCCCUUCCCAUAUGAUGACUGAACUCAUGUGGAAUUGAUGUAGACACAGAUUUACAUUGGUUUCUAAAACAGUUCCCUCCCAACACACCAUCACCAAUGGGAACAAGCAUGUCCAGUCCAUCAGGCGCAGGGUGGGUGUUUCUGCUGGUUCCAGGGCCCGGAGGAGCUGGGGCCCAGGCCAAGAGGGGCCGAGGGUCAGCCGCCCUUCUGCCAGGCACAGACCCCAAGGGCAGAGCAGGGGCUGCCUGGGAUGUGGCAUUGGCUGUCUGGGAAGUGCCCUGGGAGUUGGGGGCUAGGUGUUCGCCAAAGGGAGACUUCCAGAGUCUAUGAGUGAGAUGAGGACUGCAUCAGGAGAGGGACCGAGGCUGGGGAGGACGCUCUGCUCUUUCCCAGGUUGUCCUGUCCUCCCAAUCUCUGCUGAACUGCCCUCACUCCAUGGGCCAACUUCUGCCCCCCUUACCCCUAACCCACCUCUUAGAAUCUCAGAUCCCAGCAUGGACAGGACCCGGCACCCACCCUGGUUCCCUCCUGGCCAACACCUUCUUCUCCACGGUCUGAGUUCUGAUUCCUCCCCCAGGGCGCUUAUUGGCUCAGGACCCCUGUGACCGCCAGGGCACUGGUCCCAGCACUGCCUGCGUGCAGAGCUGUGGUCACGGCGCUGGGGGCUGGCCCAGCAGCAGAGGCUGGUGGGGCAAAGCUGUCUGGUACACGGUGGCCUGGCCCCUCGGCCAAGUGACAAAGGGAGCCAUGUUUGGGUCCUCUCUGGCCCCAUCUGCCCACAGAACACAGCAGUCAGCCUGACAGAUGCCCCUCUGCCCCGUCCCUUCUGCUCAAUGUGGGCAGUGUCGGAGGCCUGCUGUCUUCUGUGGCCUUUGGGAAGGAGAGUUUAUCUUGGCAGGGCUUCCCCAGCUCAGUGCACAUCAGGCCCUUGGGGAAAAUGUGGGGAGCGAAGAGUCACUGGUGGGUGAUGUGGACAGCUCCCGUGACUCCUCUACAUUCAGGGCCAUCCUCAGGAGAUAAGGUAGCACUGCCCCUUUGCAGGGUUUAGGAAUGUUAAGUGAGCCAUGUUUGAAGGGAACAUGGUCCAUACUCUGGCGUGUGUGGGUGCCCAGCCAACUUCCUCACCUAAGGGUGAAAGUGACACCUUGGGGCUCCUGCUGGUUACCCCACUGGCCGUUGUCUAUCCCACUGUCCCUGUCCUUGUCUUGGCUGAGCCAUUCCUAGGAAGCAGAACUUGUGCUUCCUCCACCUCUGUGUCCCACCUGAGCCCUACAAUCUGCCCCUAAAUGGGCACAGUGGGGCUGACUGGGGGGCUCUGGUAGACUGAACAUACAUCCCCCGCCCAGUUCCUGUGCUGAAGCCCUAACCCCCAACGUGAUGGUAUUUGGAAAUGGGGCCUUUGGGAGUUAUUCAGGGUUAGAAGAGACCAUAAGGGUGGGGCCCUAAUGAUGGGAUUAGGGCCCUGGUAAGAAGCAGAGACCCCAGAGCUCUCUCUCUCCCUGACACGAGGACACAGUGAGAAGGCGGCCAUCUGCAAGCCAGAGAGAGAGCCCUCACCAGAACCUUGCCCACUGGGAUGCUAACCUCGGACUUCCAGCCUCCAGACUGUGACAAAUACAUUUCUUUUUUUAAUAUGUGCCACCACCCCCAAGUCUAUGGCACUUUGUCCUAGCAGCCCUAUGUGACUAGGACAAAGUCCAUAAUCUCAAGAACUUCCUUCAUGACUGGUAUCUGGAAACCGUGCAUCAGAGCCACGGGAAAGAAAGGCUCGGCCCUUUACAACUGUCAGCACACCUCCACCCCAAGUGCAGUGUAUCACACAUGAACCAGGAGAGCCUGGGACGCAGUGAGUUGUGCUUCAGUUAAUGUAGAGAUCUUCACUGAACCGCACAUAACCAUUGAAGUAACCUGCUGUUUACAGUGUCUAUCAUGCUCUGCCAAGAGAGUUAUUUUACAGUGACAAAACUUCUCUUCUGGUGCCCUGACACAUCCUAGGACUUUGAUGUUGGUAAUUCUUUCCCCCCAGCAAAUGUUGGUUCUAAAUCCACAGAACUACUUGAGAAACUAGAAGCAAAAUUGUAGUAGGUUUAAAUUAUCAAUACUCUUUUUUAAUUUUUUUUUUUUUGAGACAGAGUCUCUCGCUCUGUCACCCAGGCUGGAGUGCAGUGGCACGAUCUCGGCUCACUGCAAGCUCCACCUCCCGGAUUCACGCCAUUUUCCUGCCUCAGCCUCCCGAGUAGCUGGGACUACAGGCGCCCACCACCACGCCCGGCUAAUUUUUUGUAUUUUUUAGUAGAGACGGGGUUUCACCAUGUUAGCCAUGAUGGUCUCGAUCUCCUGACCUCUUGAUCCGCCCGCCUCGGCCUCCCAAAGUGCUGGGAUUACAGGCGUGAGCCGCCGCACCCGGCCUAUCAAUAUUCUUUAUAUGUUUUGCUAUUCCCAUUUAAAAGAGGGAAACUGUAGCUAUACACUUUCUAGUCAUGUUCUUUGGUGAUUUUCCUGCACAAACCAACACUGUUGUUCAGAAAUAUAAUUUCCCCUAGAAUUACCCUCCAUCCAAAACAUAUUGUUAUUCUAUCACAGAGAUAAAUAAUGGCUUUCCAAAUCCUGGUUAAAAAAACCAAACACUCUCUUCUUCUCUGUAUUUUUCCAGAAUAGGCAUAGAUGAUGGCAAUUGUGUUUUACCAUCUUUUUUUUUUUUUUUCUGAGAUGUUAGUUUUCUAGGAUAUGGAAAUCUUAGGAUUCAUAAAAAAUGAAACAACUUUUUGAAAUGUUAGUUUUCCAAAAUUGGACAAUCUUUUUGAGCCAUUCUAUUUUUAGGACUAUUGGUUAGCUGACUUUAGAGCCUUUAAUGUUUCCUUAUUAUUUCAAACAAUAGAGAACUUUCUUCCCCCCCAUGUUUUGAGACAGGGUCUGGCUCUGUCACGCAGGAGGCUGUCUGUAGUGCAGCGGCACAGUCUCAGCUCACUGCAACCUCCGCCUCUUGGGCUCAAGUGAUCCUUCCCCCUCAGCCUCCUGAGUAGCUGGGACUGUAGGUGCAGGCCACCACAUCUGGCUAAUUUUAAACAAUAGAGAACUUUCAAAACAAAAGUUCUUUAUUAAUUCUUCAAGAAAUCUGUUUUUUACUUAGUCGAUUAAUGUCCAUUUCAUGUUGCCUCAAUAGCCCAUGUAUGAAUCACUCUUCUUGCAGAUUUUGUUCAGUUUUGUUGUAUGUAGACCCAUCUUUCUUUGAGUUGGUUUCUUUGAGUUGAUUUGUCUGUAUUAUAUAUCAGUCAGUAUUAAAACCCAAACAAUACCUAAGCCAAAAAAGCAAUGUAGGCACCUGUGAACUCACACACUUGGUUGCAAUUGCUUCAGUAAAAAGGACAGUUUACACUCAAAUUGAAGCAACCAUUAUGUUUCCACAAACAACAUUCCUUAUUAUCCCACCUCACCUUUUCAUUCUUCCUAUGCUGUCUAAUCUGAUUUGGUACAAGAGAUAAGGCAGGUACUGCUAAAUGAUAACUUAGAUGCAGGGGCCAUCAUGAAAAUAUUCAUCCCAUAUCUUACAUUAAGCAAACUACUAGCAACUGUUUGUUGAAAAGUAUAAAUGAAUAAAUGAAAAUAGGACAGAUAGGCAGUGUGGGAAGCUAAAAUAUGGAAGUGUUAUUGCUUUGCUUUAUGUGGUAUAAUGAUCUGAUUUUAUCUUCCCAGCUCUCCCAGGAAGUAUGCAGAAUAAUAUUUAUUUCAUAUUGUGGGUGUGGCAAUCAAGACAGAGAGGCUAGAUGCUUUACCUAAAGUCAUCCAACAAAUAUUUGGUAGAACCAGUGCUAGAAUGCAAUAAAUGGAAACAGAGUUUAUUUUGGUGUUUCUUUUCCUGAUACUUGCCCUAUUCCUGACAAAUGAAUAAUGGCUUCAGAAGGUGUCACUUGUUACUAGGGCUAAAAGGAUAAAUUUUACCUGUAAUACCAUAGCACUUACUAUUAGUUAACGACCCAGUAUUUAUUCUCUUUUUUUCUUUGGAAUGUGUAAAUAUUUGCCUCCCAGGAAGCUCACUUUAUCCUCUCCUCAGGAAAAAAUCCUGAUUUGGUCUGAACCAAUCUUGGUAACUAUCUUUCUUGCCAGUUUUGUUUUAGGAAUGGGCACACAACUCAGUUCUAGCCAAUGAGAUAUGAGGAGCAGUCUACUGGGGAGUUUCUGGGAAAGUUUGUUUUUCUUGUCCUAAUAAACAAACAAAUAAUAGGGUCACUGGAUUGGAGAUCCUAUUGAGUCAAAGGAAUAUUGAAUUUGACACAGUAAAAUAGUCUGGAAGGAAAGGAAAUGAUAUUCAGUAAAUGAAAUGCUGAAAAUUGAUAUUAUGAAGGUGGCGCAGUAGUUGUUAUUGAUUAAAUGAAACAGUUGAGAUUAAGAAAGUUUAGCCAGGACAAGUUAUAUAGCACAAAUCAUUUCAGGUAAGGAAGUUAAAAAAAAAACCCUGAGAGGCUAGGAAGUCCUGGCUCCAAACGUCUGCUCCUGCUGGACUUGAGCCCCACUAGCUUCUCAUCUUCCACUAAUCUAUGCACCCCUCCUUUCCCACUCCUCAAAAGCCGAGCUCACUCAACAACUUUAAUUUUAUUCAAAUUUAUUUACACAGACAUUUUGUUUUUAGUAGAUGUUAUUAGUGAUUAGGAAAAAUGAAAGAGAUUGACAUCUUUCAAUUGACAGAGAUGCCAAUAAUUUUAAGUAUAAUUUUUUAAACACUUUGUUCUUAAAAUGAGAAAGAAAUGCAAGGAAGGGACCACUACCCUGGGCAUUAGCAUGUCCGAAUAUGAUAACUAAACCUGCUGCAAUUAUCUUGCAACCAGGGAGGAGCUAGCUUGAAAAUAAAGCCAACACAGAUGAAAAGCAGAAAGUGGAAAGAACCUAAGUCACUGAUGAUGCUAUUGAGCUGAUGAAUUAAACCUGGAGUGUAUGUUCCAUGGGCUUCUGUAAGGAAUUAAAAUAUUUUUACUGUUUAAACCAGUGUUUCAUUGUUUUCUGCAGAAAUCCUAAUUGGCAUAAAGAAACUACUGACCGACUAACCCCACUGCAACCUCACCUGACCCCUUAGGAUGUCCUUUCAUGGUUUUCUUGAUUUUGUUGAAGUUAUGUAUUGAGAAUAAUGGAAAAUCACAGAAGAUGAUUUUCUGAUCCCAACUCCUUAGCUAUGACCUUGUGUCUCUAGCUCAUGAUCAUGGUUUAUGAAGCAUGGGAAGGACUGGGAAAAGUAGAAAGUAGGUAGGGAAGAUGAGAUGUCUGAUGAUGGAGGUUAUUGGGGUCAGGACAGGUGGGUAGGCAAGGUGAAGUGUGUAAGCUAAGCAGGAAAUGCAAAUGAAAAUCAGAGAGAAGGUACCCCUUCAGAACAGAUUCUUAGAAAGCCAUUAUUAGGAACAUAUGGGCCACAUCUUUGAGAAGAGUUGUGGAAUUCACAUUACAGUAAUGGCAUCACUUAGAUUCAUGCUCUUCUCUCAGGGAGAGAAAUCAAUAUUUAUAGGAUAUGAAAGGGUCUUCAUCAUGUGUCUCAGUCUGUUUUUAUUGCUAUAAACAAAUACCUGAAGCUGGGUAAUAUAUAAGGAAAAGAGGUUUAUUUGGCUCACACAAUUCUGCAGGCUGUACAAGAAGCAUGGCGCCAGCAUCUGCUUCUGUUGAGGGCCUCAGGAAGCCUCCAUCGUGGUGGAAGGCAAAGGGGAACCCGUGUGUCACAUGAUCAGGGAGGAAGAGAGCAAGAGAGGGGAGGAAGGUAUCAGAUUCUUUUUAACAAUAAGAUCUCACGGGAAGUAGGAGUGAGAACUUAAUCCCAUGAAGACAGCACCAAGCCAUUCAUGAGGGAUCUGCCCCCGUAACCAAAACACCUCCCAGUGCGCCCCACCUCCAACAUUGGGGAUCAAAUGUCAGCAUGAGAUUUGGAGGAGACAAACAUUCAAACUUUAUCAUUGUGCUUGUUUUCUUCAGAAAUAGACCAAAUUGAUAUGUUUCAUGAUGACAUUAUGAUCUAAAAAUGAGAGUUUAUUUCAGUUUGUCCUGUAUACACCCAAGAGGUCCAGGAUAUUAUUCUGUCUGUCUACCACAAGUCCUGCAAACUAGAAGAUGGCCUUAACAGUCAAUCUAGGGUGGUUCUGCCCAAUGACCUUUUGUCUUUCCUCAGUGUCUUCCAAAGCACAUAAUAAUAUUCUAUCAUGAAUUAUAUGAAAGCUGUUUACAUGGAUUAAACAGUAAAUCUGACAAACAGGCUGCUUUUUCAUGACUCUAGAUAUAUUUCUUCUUACACAUUUUAGACAUUUGAGAAAAAAGUCAAAUUUCUUAAUACUUUAUGUUCAAUUGAGUUUGAAGCCACAAAGAGGAAGGAAAUAAUAAGGAUUUGAGCAAAAAUAAAUGAAAUAGAGAAUAGAAAAACAAUAGAAUCAAUGAAACAAAAAAUUAGUUCUUUGAAGAGAUCAACAAAGUUAACAAAGCUUUAACUAGAUUAAGGAAAAAGAAUACUCAACUACUAAAAUCAGAAAUGAAAGACACUACUACUGAUUUAUAGGAAUAAAAAGGAUUGUAAGAGAAUUCGUAUAACAGCUAUAUGUCAACAAAUUGGAUAACCUAGAUGAAAUAGACAAAUUCCUAGAAACAUACAAACCAACAAAGUUGACUCAAGAAGAAAGAAUAAAUCUGAAUAGAUCUAUAAAAAGUAAUGAUAUUCAAUUUUGGUUGAAUCAGCAACCAAAACUCUCCUAACAAAGAAAAGCCCAGGAACUGAUGACUUCGCUGGUGAAUUCUACCAAACGUUUAGAAACGAAUUAACACUAAUCCUUCUCGAACUCCUCCAAAAAAUUGAGAAACAGAACCCUUUCUGAGUCAUUCUAUGCAGCCAACAUUACCCUGAUACCAAAGCUAGACAGACAAUACAAGAAAACUAUAGCCAAAUGUCCCCUAUGAAUGCAUUAUAGAUACAAAAAUCCCCAACAAAAUACUAGGAAAUUAAAUUCAGCAGCCCUUAAAAGAAUUUUACACUAUGACCAACUGAGAUUUAUCCCAGAAAUUUAAGAGUGGUUUAACGUAUGAAAAUCAGUCGAUGUAAUACACCAAGUAAUAGAAUGAAGGAGUGAAAAACUCAUGAUCAUCUCAAUUGAUAUAGAAGAACAUUUGAGAAAAUCCAUUCCUCCUUUAUGAUAGAACUGUUCAACAAACCAGGAAUAGAAAGGAACUGUCUCAACAUGAUAAAGACCAUGUAUUAAAAACUCACGACUAACAUCAUUCUCAAUGGCGAAAAAUUUCAAGCUUUUCCACUAAAAUCAGAAGCCAUGGAUGCCUGUGUUUGCCACUUCUAUUCAACAUAGUAUUGGCAGUUCUAGCCAGACCCAUCAGGCAAGAAAAAGAAAUAAAAUAAAUCCAAAUUAGAAAGGAAGAAGUAAAACUAUCUCUAUUUGCAAGUGAUAUAAGCGUAGAAAGCCCUAAAGAAUACCAAAAAUAGCCUCUUAAAGCUAAUAAACAAAUUUAGCAAGGCUUCAGAAUACAAAAUCAACACACAAAAAUCAGUCGUGUUUCUACACACUAGCAGUAAAAAAUCUGAAAAGGAAAUUAAGAAUUUUUUAUUUACAGUAGUACCCAAAAGAAUAAAAUAUUUAGAAAUCAAUUUAACCAGGAAGGCAGAAGACUUGUACACUGAAAACUACAAAGCAUUCUGGAAAGAAAUUAAAGUAGACUUAAAUAAAUGGAAAGAGAUCCUGUGUUCAUAAGUUGGAAGAUUUAAUAUUGUUAAAAUGACAACGCUACUCAAAAUGAUAUGUAGAGUCAAUGUAAUCACGCUAUUAAAAUCCCAACAGCGCUUUUGGCAGAAAUGGAAAAACCUAUUCUAAAAUUCAUAUAAAAUUUCAAGGAACCCAAAAUAGCCAAAAUAAUCUGAAGAGGAACAAAGUUGUAGGACUCACAUUUUCUGAUAUUAAAAUUUACUACAUCGCUACAGUAAUUGAAAUAGCAUGGACUUGGCACAGAGAUAGACAACAUAGACCAAUGGAAUAGAAUCGAGAGGCCAGAACUAACACUCACAUCUAUGGGUAAUUAAUUUUCAGCAAGGGUUCCAGGAUCACUCAAUGGGGAAAAGGACAAUCUCUUCAACAAAUGGUGUUGGGGAAACUAGAUACCCACAAGCAAAAGAAUGAAGUUGGACCUAUACUUUUACACAAUGUACAAAAAUUAACUCAAAAUGGAUCGAAGACCAAAAUUUAAUGCUAUAAAACACUUAAAUAUUAAAUGCUAUAAAACUCUUAGAGGAAAACAUACUGAAAAAUCUUCAUGACCUUGGGUUUGACAAUGGUUUCUUAAAUAUAACAUCAAAAGUACAAGUGAUGAAACAACUGAUAAAUUGGACUUCAUCAAAAUUGUGUAUCAAGUGACACUAUAAAGAGAGUGAAAAGAUAACACAAAAAAUUGGAGAAAAUGUUUGCAAAUCAUAUAUCUGACAAAAAACUAAUAUACUCAGGCAUUUCUUUAUGGCAAUGCAAGAAUGGCCUAAUAAAAUACCCAAAAGAAUUGAACGCAUAAAGAAUCCUACAACUCAACAAAUAAAAGAUAAAUAACUCAAUUUUUUAAUGGACAAAAGACUUAGACACUUCUCUAAAAAAAAGACAUGUAAAUGGUCAUUAGCAACUCAAAAGAUGCUAAAACCACAAUGAGAUACCACUUUGUACCUACUAGAAUGGCUAUAAUUAGAAGAAAAAAUAACUAGUGUUGUUGAACAUGUGGAGAAAUUGGAAACCUAGUAUACUGCUGGUGGGAAUGUAAAUGGUUUAACUGCUGAGGAAGAUAGUUUGGCAAUUCCUCAAAACGUAAAACAGAAUUAUCAAGCAGUAAUUCUACUCUUAAGUAUAUACCGGAUAUAGUUUGACUGUUUGUUCCUAUGCAAAUCUCAUGUUGAAAUGUAAUUAAUCUCCGGUGUUAGAGUUGGGGCCUGGUGGGAGGUGAUUGGAUCAUGGGAGUGGUUUCUCAUGAGUGGCUUCACCAUCUCUAGCUGUCAUCAAGAUUGUGAGUUCUCACAAGAUUUGAUUGUUUAAAAGUGCGCAGCACCUCCCCACUUCCUCUCUUGCUCUGGCUUUUGCCAUGUGACAUGCCUGCACCCACUUUGCCUUCCAUCAUGAUUGGAAGCUUCCUGAAGCCUCCCUGGAAGCAGAUGCUGCUAUGCUUCCUGUACAGACUGCAGAAAUGUGAGCCAACUAAACCCUUUUUUCUUUGGCACUUACCCAGUGUCAGGUAUUUCUUUAUAUCAAUGCAAGAAUGGCCUAAUACAAUACCCAAAAGAAUUGAAGACAACAACUUAAACAGUGACUUGUACACUAAUGUUCAUAGCAGCAUUAUUCACAAUAGACAAAAGGUAGAAACAACCAAAAUGUCUAUCAAAAGAUAAACGGAUAGGCCAGGCACGAUGGCUCACGCCUGUAAUCCCAGUACUUUGUGAGGCCAAGGUGGGCGGAUCACCUGAAUUCAGGAGUUCGAGACUAGCUUGGCCAACAUGGUAAAACCCUGUCUUUAAAAAACAAACAAACAAAAAGAUAAAUGGAUAAACAAGAUGCAGUAUAUACAUACAAUUAUUAUUCAGCCAUAGAAAAGAAGAAUGGAAUACUGAUACAUGCUAUAAGAUAGAUGAACCUUGAAAACAUUAUGCUAAGUGAAAUAAGCUAGACACAAAAGGAUAGUGUAUGAUACCAUUAUGUGAAAUAUUUACAAUAGGCAAAUUCAUAGAGACAGGAGGUAGAUUAGAGGUUACCAGAGGUUACCAGGGGCUGGAAGGAGAGGAAAAUGGGAGUUUUUGCUGAAUAAGCACAGUUUCUAUUUGGGGUGAUGAAAGGGCUUUGGUAAUAGAUGGUGGUAACGGUUGCACAACAUUGUAAAUAUAAUUAAUACCACCAAAUUGUACAGUUAAAAAUGAUUAAAAUGGCAAAUUGCAUAUGUCUUUCUCUGUUUGUGUUGCUAUAAAGGAAUACCCAAGGCUGGGUAAUUUAUAAAGAAAAGAGGUGUAUUUAGCUUAUGAUUCUGCAGAUUGUACAAGAAGCAUGGCACUGGCAUCCACAUCUGGUGAGGGCCUCAGGCUGCUUCCGCUCAUGUCAGAAAGGGAAGGCAAGCCAAUGUGUGUGGAGAUCACAUGGUUAGAGAGCAAACAAGAAAGAGGGGGGUAGUGCUAGGCUCUUUUAACAACUAGCUCUUGGCCAGGUGAGGUGGCUCAUGCUUGUAAUCUCAACACCUUGGGAGGCUGAGGUGGGAGGAUCUCUUCAGCCCAAGAGUUCAAGACCAGCCUAAAAAAAAAAAAAAUCCCAUAAAACCUAGCUCUCACAGGAACUAAGAGACCAAAAACUCACUCACCUGCAACCCAGGGAGAACAUUAAUCUAUUCAUGAGGGAUCUGCCCCAUGAGCCAAAUACCUUCCAUUAGGCCCCACCUCCAACACUGGGUAUCCAAUUGCAACAUCAGAUUUGGAGGGUCAAAUACGUGGGCUACAUACCCUUGUCUCUAGAAAAAAUAUAUAAAAUUUAGAUGGGUGCAGUGACACAUACCUGUAGUCUCAGCUACUUUGGAGGCUGAGGCAGGAGGAUCAUUUCAGCCCAAAAUUUCGAGGCUACAGUGAGCUAUAAUCAGGCCACUGUACAACAGCCU